Rosa chinensis is the source of this 6086-nucleotide messenger RNA. RefSeq names its product mediator of RNA polymerase II transcription subunit 14. The coding region runs from base 256 to 5715 and encodes 1819 amino acids. The transcript is spliced from 8 exons. Gene Ontology annotation, cellular component: mediator complex; core mediator complex. Lineage: Eukaryota; Viridiplantae; Streptophyta; Magnoliopsida; Rosales; Rosaceae. The record is from RefSeq and is a predicted model, not a curated record. Gene Ontology annotation, molecular function: transcription coregulator activity. Gene Ontology annotation, biological process: regulation of transcription by RNA polymerase II.
AUUUUUUUUGUUUUACCCCCCUCUCUUUCUCUAAACUCGAACUCUCUAAAAAGUAAUAAACUUCAGAAUUCAAAACCCCAAAGACCAAAACUUGAACGAACCCGAAAGAGAGGAGCGAGCUCUGAAACCACCACCGGGCUCGAUCUCUCUCAAUACGCGAAACCCUAAUUCAAUGCUGGGUUGACCAAUUCUGCGAUUUAGGGAUUGAAUUGAAUCCCCAAUUGGGUAUUUCCGAAAUCCGAAGAAAGAUUCCGAAUGGCGUCGGAGCUAGGGCAACAGACGGUGGACCUCUCCACGGUAGUGAACCGCGCCGCGGAGGAGUCGUUCCUCUCUUUGAAGGAGCUCAUGGAGAAAUCGAAGGCGGCGGCGCCGGAGCUCUCCGAUACCGAUAAGAAAAUAGGGCUGCUCAAGUACUUGGUCAAGACCCAGCAACGCAUGCUCCGGCUCAAUGUCCUCGCCAAGUGGUGCCAGCAGGUCCCAUUGAUACAGUAUUGUCAGCAACUUACUUCUACGUUGUCAAGUCAUGAUACCUGUUUUACUCAAGCAGCGGAUUCAUUGUUUUUCAUGCAUGAAGGUCUACAACAAGCUUGUGCUCCUGUUUAUGAUGUUCCAUCUGCAGUUGAAAUCCUCCUAUCAGGAUCAUAUCAGCGGUUACCAAAAUGUAUAGAAGAUGUGGGUCUUCAGAGUUCACUAAGUGAGGAUGAGCAGAAGCCUGCUUUGAAAAAACUGGACAUGCUUGUGCGGAGACAAUUACUAGAAGUGUCAAUCCCAAAAGAAAUAAGCGAGGUUAAAGUCUCUGAUGGUACAGCACUGCUUCGUGUAAAUGGGGAAUUCAAGGUUUUAAUUACUCUUGGCUACCGAGGGCACCUAUCAAUGUGGAGGAUACUGCACUUGGAUCUGCUUGUUGGCGAGAGAAGUGGACUUAUAAAGCUAGAAGUAUCUCAGCGGUAUACUCUUGGGGAUGAUUUAGAGCGCAGAAUGGCUGCUGCAGAAAAUCCAUUCAAGACAUUGUACUCUUUUCUACAUGAGAUGUGUGUUAAACUUGUUAUAGACACUGUCUUAAGGCAAGUACAGGCUCUUCGCCAGGGGAGAUGGAAGGAUGCAAUCCGAUUUGAGGUCCUAUCUGAUGGGAGCACCAGUCAUGCAGGGACUUCUGGCUCUGCGCAAUUAAAUCAAGAUGGAGAAACUGAAACAUCUGGUUUACGAACGCCAGGGUUAAAAAUUGUAUACUGGUUAGAUUUCGAUAAAAACAGUGGUAUUUCUGAUUCAUCAUUAUGUCCGUCUAUAAAAAUUGAUCCAGGACCAGAUCUACUGAUAAAAUGUGUUCAUAGCACAUUUGUAAUAGAUCCAUUAACUGGAAAGGAGGCAGAAUUCUUUCUUGACCAAAGUUGUAUUGAUGUUGAGAAAUUGCUUCUGAGAGCCAUAUGCUGUAAUAGAUAUACUCGUCUUCUCGAAAUUCAGAAAGAGCUGGAGAAAAACGUUCAAAUCUGUCGAGGUUCAGGGGAUGUUGCUUUUCAGUCCUGUGUGGAAGAAGCGGACAGUGACCAUAAAAAGAAAGAUUUUAAGUCAGAUGUCAGAGAAUAUGAAGGGCACGAAGUAUUACGUGUGCGUGCCUAUGGGUCUUCCUUUUUUACUCUGGGAAUAAAUAUAAGGAACGGCCGCUUUCGUCUUCAGUCCUCCCGGAAUAUUCUUGCUUCUUCUGCAUUUUUGUCUGAAUGUGAAGAUGCUUUAAAUCAGGGAACUAUGACUGCAGCCGAAGUUUUCAUUAGCUUGAGAAGCAAAAGUAUUUUGCACUUAUUUGCUUCUAUUGGAAGGUUUUUAGGCCUUGAGGUAUAUGAAAAUGGUUUACCUGCAGUUAAAUUACCAAAGAACAUUUUGAAUGGCUCAACUAUGUUGCUAAUGGGAUUUCCAGAUUGUGGGAGCUCUUAUUUUUUGCUGAUGCAGCUUGAUAAGGAUUUCAAACCCCUUUUUAAAUUGCUUGAGACUCAGCCCGAUUCUUCUGGAAAAGCUGAUUCUCUCAAUGACCAAAAUCAUGUGAUACGGAUCAAGAAAAUUGAUGUUAACCAGAUGCAGAUGCAUGAAGAUGAUAUGAAUUUAAGCUUGCUUGACUGGGGAAAACUACAAUCCAUAUUGUCUAGCGCUGGUAGAUCUAAUCAGUCAUCUGAAAAUGGUCUUCUUACGGAUAUCAGCCUCGAGGGUUCUAUGCCAAUUGCAGGGUGUCCACCAUCGAGUUUUUCUUCUGUGGUUGAUGAAGUGUUUGAACUGGAGAAAGGGUUAUCUGCACCUUCCUUCUCUCUUCAAAAUGGAACUUCAUCAUUCAACACAUCUUCUGCCUCUCAUUUUGGCUCUGCUCCAAUGAAUCUUCAUUCCAUAAAAGCUGGAAGUCCAGCUUCCAAAUGGGAGGGAGGUAUGCAGAUGUCGCAGUUAAACAGUGCUGCGAAUGGUUCUGGUAUGGCAGCCCAUUAUAAUGGAUCCUUGUAUUCAUCAAGUAACUUGAAGGGCACCAUACAGUCUUCUUCUCUCAGUUCUCUGUCUUCUGCUACUGGAAGGAGUGUCUCUGUGAAGAAAAUGUCUGUUUCAAAGUCUGAUCAGGAUUUGGCUUCGCUUAGGUCUCCCCAGUUAGUAGAUUAUGGUUCUACUUCAAUGGAUGAAGAUCACCUGAGAUUUAUGAGUGAUACUUCAAAGGGUGCAACAUAUGGAUUUAGAUCUUCUCGCUUAUUAUCUCCACCUGGCCCCAGUGGCCCCCGAAUAUCCGGGCCAGGCAUGAGACCUGUAACUGGAUCUUUCAGAGUCGCUGGUUCAAACUCAUGUGUAACAACUCCUGCAACCCAUGCACCUGAUUCUGGAGUCUGCGAUGGGCCUAAUCAUGAUGAUUCAAAUCAUGAUAGAAAACUUCGAAAGCGUACACUUUCAGAAAUGUUGAAUCUGAUCCCAUCACUGCAAGGUGUGGAAGCCAAUUUAGGAUCUUGUAAAAGGAGGAAAGUUUCUGAAGUCGAUCAGGCUCAGCACUCUUCAUCGCAGGUGUUAAUGUCAACGGAUAUGACUUCAAAAACUGGAUUAUACAGUUAUGGGGAUCUUAUAUCUGAAGCUAAUAAGGGAUAUGCACCUUCUAGCAUUUAUGUUUCAGCUCUUCUUCAUGUGGUCAGGCACUGUUCACUUGGUAUUAAGCAUGCCAGACUAACUAGCCAGAUGGGGGCUCUGGACAUUCCUUAUGUUGAAGAAGUGGGGUUAAGAAGUACAUCUUCAAACAUAUGGUUCCGACUUCCAUUUGCCAGGGGUGAUUCAUGGCAACACCUCUGCUUGCGACUUGGCAGAGCUGGAAGCAUUUAUUGGGAUGUAAAAAUAAAUGACCAGCAUUUCCGCGAUUUGUGGGAGCUUCAAAAAGGAAGCAAUACUACACCUUGGGGUUCUGGUGUUCGUAUUGCUAAUACUUCUGACAUUGACUCUCAUAUUCGUUAUGAUCCAGAAGGUGUUGUUCUCAGUUAUCAGUCUGUGGAGGCUGAUAGUAUAAAGAAGUUAGUGGCAGAUAUCCAAAGGCUUUCUAAUGCAAGAAUGUUUUCCCUGGGGAUGCGGAAACUGCUUGGAGUAAGACCAGAUGAGAAACCAGAAGAAAGUGUAAACUCCGAUUCUAAAGCACCAGGAGGCAAAGGUUCUUUUGAGGGAGCUGAUAGGUUAUCUGAACAAAUGAGAAGGGCAUUUAGAAUUGAGGCAGUAGGACUCAUGAGUUUGUGGUUCAGUUUUGGAUCUGGUGUCCUGGCUCGCUUUGUUGUUGAGUGGGAAUCAGGUAAAGAGGGUUGUACUAUGCACGUAUCUCCUGACCAACUUUGGCCUCAUACCAAGUUUCUGGAAGAUUUCAUAAACGGAGCUGAAGUUGCAUCACUUUUGGACUGCAUUCGCCUCACUGCGGGUCCCUUACAUGCUCUUGCAGCUGCAACUCGACCGGCGCGAGCUGGUCCUAUUCCAGGGGUUAGUGGGAUGACAAUUCUCUCUUCUGUCCCAAAACAGGCCGGGUACAUACCAUCCCAGGGCCUUAUGCAAACCAGUUCAACCACAAACGUUAGUCAGUCUCCUGUCCCUGUUGGGAACUCUGUUUCAUCUGCUGCUACAGGUCCUCUUACAAAUCACGGCCUUCACGGGGCUGCAAUGUUAGCUGCUGCUGCUGGCCGAGGUGGACCUGGCAUUGUACCUAGCUCACUGUUGCCCAUUGAUGUUUCUGUUGUGCUGCGUGGUCCAUACUGGAUACGAAUUAUAUAUCGGAAGCACUUUGCAGUUGACAUGCGAUGUUUUGCAGGAGAUCAGGUUUGGUUACAACCAGCAACGCCACCAAAGGGGGGCCCUUCAGUUGGAGGUUCUUUGCCUUGCCCACAAUUUCGGCCAUUUAUUAUGGAGCAUGUGGCCCAAGAAUUGAAUGGUUUAGAUACUAAUUUCAAUGGUGUUCAACAGACGGGAUUGGCAAAUUUACACACUCAAAACCUCAGUGCAGGUCCCCAGCUGUCUGCUGUCAAUGGAAAUAGGGUUAACCUCCCUAGUUCUGCUGCACUUUCUAGGACAGGCAAUCAAGUAGCUAGUUUGAACCGCACUGGAAAUGCUUCUCCAGUAUCCUCGAAUUUGGCUGUCAUGAGCUCAGGGAUGCCUUUACGUAGAUCACCAGGUGCAGGUGUCCCUGCUCAUGUGAGAGGAGAACUGAAUACAGCCAUUAUUGGUCUUGGAGAUGAUGGGGGGUAUGGAGGUGGUUGGGUCCCCCUUGUUGCUCUUAAAAAGGUGCUGAGAGGUAUUCUCAAGUACCUCGGAGUGCUGUGGCUAUUUGCCCAGCUGCCUGAUCUUUUGAAAGAGAUUCUAGGGUCCAUUUUGAAAGACAAUGAAGGUGCACUAUUAAAUUUGGACCAGGAGCAGCCUGCUUUGCGUUUCUUUGUGGGUGGCUAUGUAUUUGCAGUAAGUGUUCAUAGAGUUCAACUUCUUCUUCAAGUCCUGAGUGUGAAAAGAUUCCAUCAUCAGCAGCAGCAACAGCAGCAAAAUCCAACUACUGCUCAAGAGGAAUUGACUCCAACUGAAAUAGGAGAAAUUUGUGACUACUUUAGUCGACGUGUUGCAUCAGAGCCUUACGAUGCUUCUCGUGUUGCAUCAUUCAUCACUCUUCUGACCUUACCCAUAUCAGUUCUGAGAGAAUUCUUGAAAUUAAUAGCAUGGAAAAAAGGACUAGCCCAGCAGGUGCAGGGUGGUGAUGUAGCUCCUGCUCAGAAGCCCCGUAUUGAAUUAUGUCUUGAGUAUCAUGCUGGGUCGAAUAUAGAUGAGAACUCAGAUAAUUCAUCUGUUGCCAAAAGUAAUAUCCAUUAUGAUCGGCCUCACAACUCGGUUGAUUUUGCACUGACACUUGUUCUUGAUUCUGCUCACAUACCCCACAUAAAUGCCGCAGGCGGUGCAGCAUGGCUGCCUUACUGUGUAUCAGUGAAGUUGAGGUAUUCAUUUGGUGAAAAUCCUAAUGUGUCCUUUCUUGGCAUGGAAGGAAGCCAUGGAGGUCGAGCUUGCUGGUUGCGUGUUGAUGACUGGGAGAAGUGUAAACAAAAGGUUGCUCGGACUGUGGAGAGUUGUUCAGGAUUAGACAAUAGUCACGGAAGGUUGAGACUUGUUGCUGACUAUGUGCAAAGAACGCUACAUGUGUGGCUUCAAGGUUUGAGGGAUGGCGGUGUGGUUAGUUCAACCCCUGGGGGCACAUGACUGGUUGGUCCGCCGUGGGAUUGAUCAUGGCUUAUGUUCCAAUUUUUUUGGUUCUCUUAGAUCGUUUAAGGUGAAACUUGUAGUGAUAGUAGCUGUAGGAUAUAUAUGUGCAGAAUGCUUGAAUGGUGCCUGGAGAAUUUACUGGGAUAUAGCGGUCUUGUAGAAUGAUGCAGUUGCAGGGUUAGCGCAGAGGUUGUGGUGUGAUGGACCUUCAACUCUUAUUAGCUGAUAUGAAUAUUCUGAUACAUGGGUUGUACAAUAUUUUGGAUCUUUUUCUGAUAAUUAGGAACAUUGGAUUAGAUUAUUGUCUGUCGUUGUAAAUACACUUGGUAAAGUUUUGUUUUGCUGGAGUAGGUCAGUACUAAUGGAUA